Molecule: messenger RNA, 968 nt
Organism: Monosiga brevicollis MX1
Lineage: Eukaryota; Choanoflagellata; Craspedida; Salpingoecidae
Exons: 4
Coding region: 1-861 (286 amino acids)
Cellular component (GO): spliceosomal complex; intracellular anatomical structure
Molecular function (GO): RNA binding
Source: RefSeq, a predicted model, not a curated record
AUGCCGGCAAAUUCCAACAUGGUGUUGCAGCUCAAAAAGCUCGGCAUUGAUGAUCUCGUGCACUUUGAUUUCAUGGACCCGCCAGCGCCAGAGACUCUGAUGCGUGCCCUUGAGCUUCUCAACUACCUUGGUGCCCUGGAUGACGACGGUGAAUUGACGCCCCUCGGCUCUCAAAUGUCCGAGUUUCCCCUUGACCCUCAGUUGUCCAAAAUGCUGAUUGCCAGUACCGAGUUCAACUGCAGCAAUGAAAUGCUCUCUAUCGCUGCGAUGCUUUCCGUGCCCAAUGUCUUUUUGCGUCCCAACGACCAGAAGCAGGCUGCCGAUGAAGCCAAGAACCGUUUCGCGCACGUGGAUGGUGAUCAUCUUACCAUGCUCAACGUUUAUCAUGCCUACAAGGGCAACAACGAUGACAAGGACUGGUGCUGGGACAACUUUCUCCAGUUUCGCUCCCUGAAGCAAGCCGAUGACGUGCGCAAACAGCUCGGCGGCAUCAUGGAUCGCGUCGGUCUUGCACGCGUCAGCACCGACUUUUCUAGCCGCGACUACUACAUUAACAUUCGCAAGGCCAUGACGGCUGGCUUCUUCAUGCAAGUGGCCCACCUUGAGCGCACUGGUCACUACCUGACCAUCAAGGACAACCAGGUCGUUCUGCUGCAUCCCUCAACCGCCCUCGACCACAAGCCCGAGUGGGUUCUCUACCAUGAGUUUGUUCUCACAUCCAAGAACUACAUCCGCACCGUCACGGAGGUUAAGGCUGAAUGGCUGCUGAGCAUUGCUCCGCAGUACUACGACAUGGGAAAUUUCCCCGAGUGCGAGGCCAAGAAGAUCUUGUCGCGCAUGAUCGGCCGCCAGCGGCGGUAAAAUUGGACGUUCCUGUCGCGCCGGAGGAGUGUCGGUUAGCGUUUGGCAGCGGUGCUAUGGGCGCUGCCGCGCUUGAUCUGUCGAACUUAAUUGAUGUCAUGACAAGC